This is a messenger RNA of Hemibagrus wyckioides, 960 nucleotides long. It is a transcript of the gene ubxn10, whose product is annotated as UBX domain protein 10. The transcript is spliced from 2 exons. Gene Ontology annotation, molecular function: protein binding. Bases 110 to 787 code for a protein of 225 amino acids. The record is from RefSeq and is a predicted model, not a curated record. NCBI's taxonomy places the organism in Eukaryota, Metazoa, Chordata, Actinopteri, Siluriformes, Bagridae.
GCCGUUGCCAAGGAGACGUUACUGUGUUAGCAACAUGAAUGACGCCACCAAAAAUGUCCGCGUGCGUAAUUUUAUCACCCAGCGACAGAAUAAAGCUUAAGCAGGAAACAUGGAUGUGAUAAGACCAAAAUCCGCCAAAGGACGCACCAGACCUAAAGUUACAGAGGCACAUACUGCAGAUGAUGGGCUUCUACAUGAGGCACGUCCGUUUUCCCCCCACCCUCCUUCUUAUCCUCCUCGUCCUCCACCCACACCAAACCACAGGUUCGACUCAUCUCCAUCCCCCCGAGCUUUCUUCAGGCACAAUAAUAUGAGCUCAGCAGGUGAAACAGCCCUCAACAUCCCAGUGAUGUCGCUAAACAAAUACAAAGUCCUUCCGUCUAUUGAGAAGAGAUCAGAAGAGGCAUCCCGUGCAGACAUAGAGGAAAAGUCCAUGAGAUCAAGGCUCCAUACCCAACAUUUCAGUGAUCAGGAGAUUGAGUGGGCAUCUAGCGGAACGGUCAGGGCCUCGUCUCGGUACCAGGAGGGUGAGACAGGUGGCUCAGGGAUUCUGCUUGCUCUCAGGACUCCAUGUGGUCAGAGGCUGAAGUGCCAGUUCCAACCCACAGACACACUCCGGGAUGUCAUCGCUACAGCGGAGGAUAUAUCCGGAAAACGGUACAAGCACGUUCUGAUUGAGACCAUGGAGGUUCCUCGGAGGAGCUUCUCCAAUCUGAACAUGACUCUCUCUCAGUGUGGCAUCAUUAAUAAAUCGGUCUUAUGCAUCAGCCUCAAAGACGGUCCUUAACAUUUCAAAAUGGCUCCUAUAAACAAUUAGUCUUUAUUAAUAAAUAGUUGAGAAUAUCAGUUUUAUGCACCGUUUUGAAGAGCUUUGCUUGCUCUACAUCAUAUCAUCUCCUUACAAUGUCAAAUUGCAUAAGGAUCAAAAGUGUUUUAUUUUUACAGCAUAGUAGCUUUCAG